CUUAAUUGCGCUCAGGAACUGGCGGGAGGGAACACCACCAGGUGGAACGUCAGUCGGUGGGGAGUUAUCCCCGCACGGACUCGUUAUCCAGUGACACCGCGGGUAAGUCUUUCCCAGCGCAACAAUAACGAACAGAAAAUAGAUCUAUUUCACAAAUAUUGUCUGAAACCUCUGAGCGAGUUUGUUCUCCCGAAGCGUCGAGCUGAACACCUCAGCAACAGAUGCUGUUCACCUGAACAUCUGGAAGUGACAUUAUGGCAGCGGAAGAGCUGCUGGUUGUAGAUAUUGAACCAAAGCCAAACAUCUCUGGUCGUGGUGACGACAGAGCUGACAAGCUCCUCUGGACUCGCGGUGACGACGCUUUUAGAUUUAACUUCCUCCCUGACAGUUCUCCACCCCUUCAAGAGAAAACGUCUCCAUCACCCGCCGGGUUCCAACCCGCAGCCGGCCUCGCAUCCCUCACAGGACCCGGCUCUGAUUUUGCCUUCGACUUUCAAAUUCCUCCGCUGGAAAACAUGGAGACGACAGAUACCGGAGACAUCGCCUCUGCGAGCAGCCAACACGCCGUCCGAGAGGCGAAGCCUUCCCCCCCGCGGGGGGCUAAACCCCCACCCGAGCCUUCACUGCAAUCAAAACCAAAGAAGAAGAAGAAGAACAAAUCUGGAAAGAACAACCCCUCAGACAACACAGAGGCACAGCAGGCGGCAACUUCAGCUGAGGGGGGUCGAGGCGGCGAGGACGCAGAGCUGAGUGCUGAGGAGCAGCUGAGCAGACAGCUGGACUGGUGCAUCGAGCAGCUGGAAUGUUCCAUGUCGACCCAGAAGAUUGCACCUAAACAGAAAGAGGAAGCCUCCCGCGCCCUGAAGACUCUACGAAGCUCAAAAGCUCCCCUGGCCAAGAAGAGGCAGGUGAUGAGAGCCAUGACCGGAGAUUACAGGAAGAAAAUGGACGAGGAGAAGAGCAGGCAGUACAGACUCAUACAGAGUGAAAUUGCAUCAGCUGAGGUAAAAGUUGUUUCACAAUCUCCAAAGAAACCAUUAUUCCACCGGAGGGCCGUGGUCAAGCAGACCCCCGCCGCAGCGGAGAAGCUGGAUGACGUGCAGGACACGGACCUGAGUGCAAAGACGCAGGAGGAGACCUCCGCUUUUGUCUUCACCUCAUCAAAGGAGGCCUUUCACUUCAAUUUUCUGUGAUCCAGCCCCGGAGACACUUGAAAUAUUCAAACUUUUAAAUUGCUGACUACUUGUAACAACAGUCUCAAUAAAGGAUUUUUGUAUUCUCG
Molecule: messenger RNA, 1282 nt
Organism: Gasterosteus aculeatus aculeatus (three-spined stickleback)
Lineage: Eukaryota; Metazoa; Chordata; Actinopteri; Perciformes; Gasterosteidae
Gene: c5h8orf33
Product: chromosome 5 C8orf33 homolog
Source: RefSeq, a predicted model, not a curated record